AUGGAGGCCAACGUGACCAUCGAGAAAGUUCAGAAGGGACUCAAAGACUACCUCGAGACCAAGAGGUUGUAUUUUCCGCGGUUCUUCUUCUUGAACGAUGCCGACCUGCUGUCCAUUUUGGCAGAGACCAAGGAUCCAACUCUGGUGCAACCUCACUUGAACAAAGCCUUCGAAGGCAUUGCAAAGGUUCGCUUUGAUUCCAAGAAUGAAGUCAUUGAAGCAAUGACCAGUGGAGAGGGUGAAACCGUGGACUUCACCAACAAAGUGGAUGUCAUGAAGCCGGGCAACGUUGGUGCUGUGGAGUGUUGGCUCGUUGAAGUGGAGGAGUCGAUGAUGGACAUCCUGCGAGAGGUCACGGACAAGUCCAACAAAGCGUAUCCCAGUGCCGACCGCGUCAAGUGGUGCUGUGAAUGGCCUGGACAGGUGGUGUUGGCUACAGACAUGAUCUUCUGGACACAGGAGGUCACAUCGGCUCUGAAGUCUGGAAGCAUUGCAGAGUACGAAAAGAAGCUCUUCAAGCAGCUCGAAGACAUUGUGGUCCUGGUGCGAGGACAGAUGACCAAGCUGAAUCGUGUCACCGUCGGCGCAAUGGUGACCCUGGAUGUCCAUGCCAGAGAUGAG
Molecule: messenger RNA, 621 nt
Organism: Cladocopium goreaui
Lineage: Eukaryota; Dinophyceae; Suessiales; Symbiodiniaceae
Source: the annotation of a GenBank genome assembly